This is a messenger RNA of Cynara cardunculus var. scolymus (artichoke), 1135 nucleotides long. RefSeq names its product 3-oxoacyl-[acyl-carrier-protein] reductase FabG-like. The record is from RefSeq and is a predicted model, not a curated record. The transcript is spliced from 3 exons. Bases 117 to 995 code for a protein of 292 amino acids. NCBI's taxonomy places the organism in Eukaryota, Viridiplantae, Streptophyta, Magnoliopsida, Asterales, Asteraceae. Gene Ontology annotation, molecular function: oxidoreductase activity.
CUUCAAGGUUCGUCGGCUCAAACUCUGUACUUGUGUUCUUCCCUCUUAGCCACCAGAUCCAUCAACUAAUCAGCCGAUUUGCCCUUGCUUUCUUCUAAAAACUUAAAUCACAAACCAUGGCCGAUCAAAAGGUGUAUUCCAACUUGGUGCCGUGGGAUGAAUUAAGCGGGAAGGUUGUGAUGGUGACCGGAGCGUCGUCUGGGAUUGGCCGAGAUUUUUGUAUAGACCUGGCAAAAGCCGGCUGCAAAAUCGUUGCAGCUGCGCGUCGGAUAGAUAGGCUCGUGUCUCUCUGCGAUGAGAUCAAUGGAAUCGCACGAGCUGGUGGUCCUGGAACGUCUAAUGACGUUGACCCUACCGAUAAUGUUGGAGCCGUAGCCCUGGAGCUUGAUGUCGCUGCUAAGGGUCCUGCCAUUGAAGCCUCCGUGAAAAGGGCGUGGGAUGCAUUUGGGCGGAUCGAUUGUUUGAUCAACAAUGCCGGAGUUAGAGGUAACGUGUGGAGUCCAUUGGAGUUGCCUGAAGAUGAAUGGGAUAGUACCAUGAGAACAAACUUGACCGGAACAUGGUUGGUGUCAAAGUACGUUGGUAGAUUCAUGCGUGAUGCGAACCAUGGAGGAUCAAUCAUCAAUAUCUCAUCUAUUUCUGGUCUUGAUCGUGGAGAUCUACCUGGAGGUCUCGCUUAUUCCUCUUCAAAGUCUGCUGUUGUCACAUUGUCCAAGGUAAUGGCUAUGGAAAUGGGUGCGUACAAGAUCAGGGUGAACUCCAUUAGUCCGGGCCUAUUUAAGUCUGAGAUCACGGGAAGUCUAAUGGAAAAAAAAUGGCUCAAAAAUGUGGCUCGAAGAUCCAUUCCUUUAAGAACAUUUGGCACUACCGAUCCAGCAUUGACGAGACUAGUAAGAUAUCUGAUCCAUGACUCGUCUGAGUACAUCAGUGGCAAUACAUUCAUCGUCGAUGCAGGUACCACUUUACCCGGUGUCCCCAUUUUCUCUUCGCUUUAGAUCCCAAAUGUUGUAAAAGACACCACACCCGGUGCCACCACGGCAGUAACAAUUUGAAGCAUAUUUUUGCAUGUUUUUCAUUUAGACUUUAAUCGUUAUAUGAUUGAGUUUAUAAAAAAUGACUUAUUAGUUUGUGAAGC